Molecule: messenger RNA, 888 nt
Organism: Polyodon spathula (Mississippi paddlefish)
Lineage: Eukaryota; Metazoa; Chordata; Actinopteri; Acipenseriformes; Polyodontidae
Exons: 5
Coding region: 199-888 (229 amino acids)
Source: RefSeq, a predicted model, not a curated record
AUUGGCACAGUGGGUGGGAGCCUCACAAUUGUGUGUCGUUAUGACCGAGGAAAAUUUGUGCUCUUCAAGAAAUACUGGUGUCACGGAGAAUCCGGAAACUGGUGUGACACUUUAAUCGACACAGAAGGUUAUGUAAAAACAAAUUACAAUGGAAGAAUUUCAAUCUGGGAUAACAGAAGGGGCGUCUUAUUAAUCGAAAUGAAACAGCUUAGCUUGGAAGAUGCAGGAACUUAUUGGUGUGGAAUAGAAAAACCUCUCGCUGAUACUAUGUGCACCGUAAGAGUGAAGAUUGUUGAAGAGCCUGUGUCUGACCCCGUUGUCACAUUUCUCACUUCGCCUAGUGUCUCUUGUUCGGCUCUAACAAUCAGCUGUCACUCUGCCAGGGGUACUAGCGUUCACUACGCUUGGUACAAAAGCAGUGACCCCGAGGAUGUUCCCGUUCAGCUUUCUCAUGCCCUCAGUUUAGAUUGUGAAACACUGCUUGAGUCUCAGCAACUGUACUGCACUGCUUCCAACACUGUGAGCAGGAGGUCAAGUGUGUUUGUGGGGGUUGACGUGAUCUUGCCAGCUCAAGAGAAGUGUGUUUUCAGAGUGAAAAUCCCAAAUCAGGAAUCAUACACCUGUUGGAAUGGGAUCACUACCAGCACGGUUCUGGGAACAUAUGAAGUUACAGAGGAAUAUACCAGUAGAAGCUCAUUAUUAAGCACUGGAGUCAUAACCCACCCCCCUCCUGAUGCCACUGCUUGGUUAGAGGCAUCAACGGAGGGGAACAGCAACCAACCUAUAACCCACACCAAGGAGCACAGAUGGUACAUCAUAUGGGAAGUCGUUCGCUGGCUGCUUUUUGCAACACUCCUGGUGGUUUUCAUUGUGAUGCGACAGUGUUAA